This is a messenger RNA of Dreissena polymorpha, 6079 nucleotides long. Its product is annotated as A disintegrin and metalloproteinase with thrombospondin motifs 4-like. NCBI's taxonomy places the organism in Eukaryota, Metazoa, Mollusca, Bivalvia, Myida, Dreissenidae. The record is from RefSeq and is a predicted model, not a curated record. The transcript has 24 exons. Gene Ontology annotation, cellular component: extracellular matrix. Gene Ontology annotation, biological process: proteolysis; extracellular matrix organization. Gene Ontology annotation, molecular function: metalloendopeptidase activity. Bases 309 to 2834 code for a protein of 841 amino acids.
UUGUUCUAUCUUGAGUAUAGAUUACUUGAAACGAGAACUCGAGAACGAGAAAACGAGAGUGCGUGGGUGAAAUGAAAAAAUAAACCGCUGUUAUUUAAGCCGCAUGCUUCGUUGAUGCAGAAAACGAUAUUUCGUAAAACGCAAAACCAUUUUAAAACCUAAAACGUUGGUAGUUUUUGUAGAUUGUUAGAUAGUUCAAUGAGGUGAAAAUGUGUGUAUAAACAUAGCGGAAAGCUGCACAUAUAUCAUUUCGACAACUCCUAGGCGUUGUGAACAUCGGAUACAGCUUUUUCUUCAGUGCCUUAAACAUGCGUGCAUCUGUUACUUUUCUUAUGUUAAGUUUCAUUUGGAAUUCGAAACUAAGCUUUGGAAGCGGUGUUCUCUCGGGUUUUGCAAACGAUGCCUCCAAUGCGAGUCCGUUCAGCGAGGAAGACCAAGAUUAUGCUCGCAAUCGAAGAGAGACAACCAAAACACUAGUAAUCGAGACAGUUCUUAUUCUGGAUGAGCUAUAUAUUGCCAAGAUGGCCGAGGCCGGGUACACCUCAGACGAACAACUAACCGAAUUAAUGAAAUUAAAAUGGUCAGGAGUCCAGGCAGAAUGGGGGAAGGCAGAUCGGCUCGGAUAUAACGUAGUUAUAGAGAUCAAGAACAUCGUCUUCUGGAGAACUAACCCGACUUGGUACGUGCCCAGUAGGAUAUUAGGAGACACACUCACAAGUGUAUGCAGUGGCGCAUAUACUCAUAACCUCUAUAUGGAGUACGACCAUAUACAUUUGUACACAGGCAUAACAGGCGCAGAUGUGGCAGGGAAGGCGUACAUAGGCAAAAUUUGCAGCGAUAACUAUAAGUGUGCGGUCUCCACCGACACCGGCAUAACAGAAUACGUCAUUUCCACCCACGAACUUGGCCAUUGCUUGGGUUUCAAUCACGACCAUCAAAUGGGAUGUGCGUCUCCUAACGACGGCAUCAUGGGUAGCAAGACUUCCGGUUGGAGCACAUGCAGCGCAAACAGCUUGAAUAUACUUCUAAACAAUACUGCUCAGGCUGGCUGUCUUACUACAACUGAUGUAUCAUCCCCAUUGAAAAUGGAACUGCCAAGGAUAUGGCCAGGUAUGAUAUACUCAAACGACGAGAUAUGCGAGUUCAAGAACGGAGCUGGGUACAGAUACAGGGAAUUUCCACUGGAAACUCUAGGUUCGUGUUACUUUCACUCGUGCAUCAAUAUGAAUACCUCUUCACCCCACUACGGAAUCAUGUUUAACUACCUAACCCCAACAGAUGGAAGUUAUUGUGGCGAUGAAAUGGUAUGCUCUACACAACUUGUUAAUGGAGUCCCUCAGUGCAUUGCUUGGAGCAACACCGGCCUUGACCUUUCCUUAUUCGAAGUGGUUCUUGGCGGAUGGUCUGACUGGGGGCCCACCACGUCAUGCAGUCGCACGUGUGGAACUGGAAUUAGUUAUAGAGCACGUAGCUGCAACAAUCCGAAACCACAGAACAGUGCAUGGUGUGAGGGAGAGGAAUAUGACCCGGUUUUGUGUAACAUACAACCGUGCAAUAACGACCCUGUGAAAGUGGAUGAUCUGAAGAUUGCGCGAGCAUCAGAGACCUGUGCUCAAAUAAAGGACAGCGGCGCAUAUGCGAAACUUGGUUUGAAUUCGUCGCACUUUCUGCACAACGGGACUGUAUUUAAUGACUACAAACAAGGUCAAUGCGAGGUCAAGUGCAACAGCGUUAACUCUGUAUACUACUACCAGAGAUUUGGUCUAAUGCCAGACGGGUCACCGUGUGAACCGACUGGUGCCGAUUCGUUCAUAGAGACGCAUAAGCUUCCCCGGAUGUCUGGACGUUACGGUCGGUGUGUCCAGGGAUAUUGUCACAUGUUUGGCUGCGAUGAUAUGGCAGGGUCAAAGUCGAUAGACGGAUGUGGAGUUUGUGGAGGGAAUAACUCCACGUGCCAAGUUAGGACGGAGCUGUUUGGAAUGCUCGUCAACACAAGUAACACAAAAGUGGAAAUAAUCAAGUUGCCAGCUGGUUCCUUCAACAUCGUUUUCUAUUUCAACUAUGGAUCUAUGAUCUACAACUACAUAGAGUUGUUUACCCUUGAAGACAGACCUGUAAUGACGCUAAGCUAUAGCCGCUUGACAAACCCAUACAACUAUGCAGGAGGCUACUGGUAUGGCAUCUGGAACGCACAGUACAUUUACACGGAGGGCCCUAUCUUAAGACCAGUGGUCAUUAAGUACUACCAGAGAGGUUCUUAUCCGAACGUUGGAGUUCAUUAUGCCUACUCCUUACCGCCGAACACAACAAUGGAUACCUGCAGCGGAUCAUGCGGACCUCAGGGGACAUGGAACAAAUCGUUAUGUGGAUGUCAGUGUAAAGUCGGAUACUUUGGUGCAACGUGCAAUACCACCUGCAAUAAGCUUUGCAAUAAUGGAAUGAGUCUGAAAUCGACUGUGUGCAGCUGUAACUGUCAUGGAAACACGUACGGGACUACGUGCGAGUGCAGGUACCCGUUUCAAGGCAAGGACUGUCGGGACUGCAAGGUCAGCACGUGCCUGAAUGGAGGCACAUAUAACUUGACGGCGUGUCGGUGUUUAUGUCCCCAGGGUUAUGGAGGCUUGGACUGCAGCACCAAAUGCGCAGACAGAGUAGACACAACAACGUGUGUGACUAACGUUGCAAAGGGCUGGUGUGAGUCGAAGAACGAACUUAUGGAACACGAUUGCUACAUGUCCUGUGGACUUUGUGCGCCUACUCCAACUCUAAGAAAGCUGACACAGGUCAUUGGGCGCGGCCUACAUCGUCAGGCACGGCAGCGCAGGGGCAACUAGGAAUCCAUGCCAGUCGAUUAUAGAGUGAAAUUUUGUAUUUUCGUUACUUACUGUAUGCGUUGUUCAUUUGGACCUGUUCUUCAAAUCCCUUGCAAGUGUAAACUCAAAAUAAUUUUGUAUACAGCAAAACCGCUGUUAUGUGCAUUCAUUUGCACUUGUUGUUAAGAUCGUGAUCUUGCAAACCCAGCAUGAACAUAGCACAUUAAAGUCAAUAUGUGUAACGAAGAAAUGUAUUCUUGUAAAAGAGAGGCUCUUCAUGCAAAUGUCUGUGAAAUAGUAUGCUGUAAAUGUAUAUCUCUUUUUAUGUCUACCUCUAAUUAUUCAGAUUGUUAUUUAGUCACACUGCUGCUAAUGAUAAAAUGCUUGCAUAUGGCUGCUCCUCAAUCGACAAGACAAAUCAAGAUUUGGUUCUCAAUACACUGUCUAAAGUGUUUUAAUAAAAUUAGGCAUAAUGUCUGGAACAGGGUUUAGUUUUGACAAUUAUGGUGAAGAUCUACGCGUAUUAAAGAUGGAAGAUAAAAUAUAAAUUAUGUUGUCAGUCAAGUAGUUAAGUAAUCUGAAAAAUGAACGUUUUUCCUUGAUACUUCGAUAUCUUUAAGAACUCGGUGUUGUUUAUCAUCAUUGCUAGUUAUUCGAUUGUAUUUCGAUAUGCGUUGUUAGAUUUGACUGAAAUAAUGUUGACCGCUUCAUACGGUAAAGUUUACGUAAUUCAAAUUUAGUUUGUCUUUAUAAUUAAGCAUUAAUGAGUUGGUGUUAAAAAAUAUAAUGAUUUCCUUUAAUAAUACUAAAUGAAAAUUCGCGAUUGAAAUGGAUGUUGCAAUAAUACGCAAAUUACAAUCGCGGAGUUUUAUGUUGUAAUACUUAUUUAUACAUUGUUCAUUUAUACAUAUUAAAGUACAUACAGCCAUUGUACUGUCUAAUUGUCACAUGUAAAUAUCAACAAUUUGGUUUAGGUAUUAAUAUCUCAUGAUAAAUUAUUUAAAAUCAAAACUUUUAGCAGUGAAAAUAUUGAAAUCGUUUUAGUUUUCCAUUCCGUAAAAUGAAUUGAUUUGUAAUGUAAACAUUCAAUUCAUGUACAUACACAAACAUAAAACCGAAUGAACGAGGAGUGAACGGCAUAAAGUAGUUCCUAUGCACAUGUCUUAGCUGUUGUAUGAAAGCUAGUCGGUGUAUUAUCCUACAUAUUAUUCAACGGGUCGUUAUUAAUUCUAUAACAUCAUUUAGCUUUAGCUGUAGGCUACAUGUAUAUGUAAGAUCGGAUAUAGUAAAGCCGAAUAAAACAGUAGUUGCAGAUUAUAGAAGCCUUCAAUACGUUAUGAGUGAACACCAAACAUGUUUUUUGCGCAUAAGGAAACAUUGAAUUGACCAUUGUUUUAUAGCACUCAACUGAUAUCGAAUAAUGUGUGCAUUGUUAAUGUGUUUCCUACGUCAAAUGAUGCUUUUAGCAGCUAUCAAGUAAACGUGCCAUAACUGAUGUGAAAAGAUUUCAAACAAAACGUUUUUGUAAAUGUUAACUACGAACUAGCACAGUUUUAGGAAUAUUAUUUGAUAUUUCAUGUUUACUUAAAGAAAAUGAUAGACAUAAACUGUUCCAGUAAACUUGAAAAGCUUCACAAUAUUAUAAAUUUUUGGAAAAGGAGAACUUUAACACUCCUACGAAAGAUAACUGUUGUUAAAACAUUCUUACUUCCCUUUUGUUCACAACUGUUUACAGCCAUUCCUAGCCCGGGAGAAAAAGUAUUAAAACAGAAAGAUAGCCUGUUUUCAAAUUGAGUAUGGGAUGGACAAUCAAAACUUAAACAUUCUAUUGCUGUUAAAUCAUAUGAUGAUGGACAAGUGGCCAUGACUGAAAUAUAUGCUUUUGAAAAAAUGCAAUGAUAAAGACAUGGUUAAGGAAAAUUGUAUCAAGCAAUGGAAAAUGUUUCCAACUGAUGUAUUUUAUGUUUGAUGUGAAGAAAAUUUUCUAUUUAGGAAAAUAUUACAUAGAACAAAUUAUGAUAGGUUUAACAAAUUGUUUUUGGAGAGAUGUCCUUACUUUCUAUAUUGAGUAUAUUUAUCAACCAAAUAUCAAUAAGUGUGAAGAUAUCCUUGAUAUGGCUUUAUUUUACGACAUAAAUUUUUAGAUAGGUAUGAAUAGUAUAUAUUAUAAAAUAUGAAUUAUAGGGGAAUAAGAUUUGUAAGUGAUAUAGCAUGCACUUCUGUAGUGUUUUUAAAACAAUCUGUAUAAGAAAAUGUGAUUGGUGCUAAAAUUAACUUCUUAUUUUAUGAAGGCUUAUCAGAUUAUCAGGAUUUCUAGUUAUAAAAAAGGCCUAUAUACAAUGUGCGUUUUUAUCAUUUUACUUAAAUAACAUAUUAUUGGGUUAUAAUAAAAAUAAACUUGUUUAUAAAUGUUUUAGCUAUUAUACAGAUGUACCCACUUAUCAUUUAAAAUGUAGUACACUUUUUAAUAACAUUGAAUGGACAAAAGUGCAUACACGUACUUUUACUAUAUCUAGAGACACAUACACUCAGUGAUUCCAGGCAAGAAUUAUUCACAGAAUCUUAGGAACCAAAUCUUUGCUAUAUCAAAUGAACAUCGUUAAUGACAAGUAAUGUUGCUUUUGUAAGGUAAGUGAAUAAACCACAUUACACAUAUUUUGGGACUGCAUUUUUACAAAUAGAAUUGUAAAUCAUGUAGUACAAUUUUUAGGAUCACAUAAUGUGCAAAACUAUACAGAGAUUUCCUGUUAAACUAUGCUUUUUGGGAGAACAAGCAUUCAUGCGGCUGAUAUAAAUAUCCUUAUCAUGGAAAUAACAAAGUACAUAUUAGAAUGCUAGAGAAAGAAUUUACUACCUUCAAUAAAAGGGCUGAACAAUUAUCUUUGCUUAGCAUGGGAAAAUCAAGCGAAAACAAAAUACCAAGAAAAGGAACUGCUAAACUGGGCAGUUGUAAAGCUAUUUGAAGAUCAAUAGAAGAGUCUUAGAGUAAAUUUUAUUGUUUUGCUUAAAAUAUUUAAUACCAUUGUUGUCUGUUUAAAUUAUAUAUUUUCUGUCCAAACUUUUUUCUAUCAUAACAUGGCAUUUUUUGUAUUUUUCUGUGUGUGCGUGUGUGUGUGCAUGUUUGUAUAUAUAUACUGUUAUGCAUGGAUUGUAUUUACCUCUAUUAUACCAAUACCUGUUUUAUAUCAAGCAAGUUGAAUUGUUAAAAGAACUGUAUUAUAUACUAACAACUUAACAUGUAAAUUAACAAUCAGUUUUGUAAUGAA